GGGGGAAUAGAACAGGACAAUACAAUUAAUUCAAUCACAACAAUUGGAUACUAAACGACUUGCCAUCACCUACCCGGUCUCUUUGAUACCCCUACCGAACAUCAGCAACCAAUUUCAUCAACACAAUCAACAUGUCUACUAUUAGUGCCCAGGACAAGAAGCCCCCCAGCGCUGGCACCAAGGUUGACCUCGGCGCCGCUGCUCCCACCCGCCCCGAAGCCCCGGGCCCCGUGCCCCCCGACUCCCUCGCAGCCGAGUCUGCCAGCCACGGCGGCGAGUUCGCCAAGAACAGGGGCGUCGACCCCAACACGUUGUCUUCCAGCGGCAGCGGCAACGACAACUCUUCUUCCAGAACCGGCACCGGUGCCGCUCCCGGGUCCGGCGCCCCAUCGAAGGCCGAGCCGGCGCCGACGUACGUGCUCAACCAGUACAUCCGCGACCCCAAGGGGCCGCACGGCAAGAACAUCCACGAGGGCAUCGACGACGAGGGCGUCAGGGACGGCGUGCAGGAGGCGUUCCGCGCCGAGCCCGGCAGCGAAAACGACCCGGCGCGCGUGGCGGAGCGGGAGCUGCUGAAGAGCAAGGCCAGGACCGGGCGCUACGCCGGGCCCAGGGAGACGGAGAUCAGCGGCCCGGUGGUGUACGAGAGGCUGGACAGCGAUGUUCAGGCGUAAAGAGGUGUCGUGGGCGAGAAGGGGGAAAUGUGUGACGACCUUGUAUGAAUAGCAUCAGAAUACCCGACAGGGGUGAUAUGGAAUGAGAAAAAAAAGCUUGGUUCCUGACUUUGAGAGUGCCAUUGGGACUACCAAUGUGAAUGAUGUGUAUCGAACCGUGAGCGAUUCUCAUCUGGGAUAUGCUGCGCUGUCGGCUCUCCAUAGCACCUUUCUCAUGCGGUGUAGCAGAAUGUCGGGAUGUGGAUGUGCAUCUCACAGAGCAAGAUGAUGAUGCUCUUGAAUAAUCACC
Messenger RNA from Colletotrichum navitas, 963 nucleotides. RefSeq lists its product as uncharacterized. The record is from RefSeq and is a predicted model, not a curated record. Lineage: Eukaryota; Fungi; Ascomycota; Sordariomycetes; Glomerellales; Glomerellaceae. Bases 132 to 674 code for a protein of 180 amino acids. The transcript has 2 exons.